AUGUCACCGUCCCUGCUCCCACCAUUUGCUGUCGCGUGUGUAUAUGUCUGUGUGUGUGAGAGAGAGAAAGAGAGACAGCAUCUACACCAUGCUGAGACAAAUGCAGCUGCGCUGGAGCGGCCAGCUGGUGCGCAUGGACGACGAGCGACUACCCAAACGACUCUUCUACGGAGACGUCGCGACGGGUUCUCGUCGUCAAGGAGGCCAAAUCCGCCGUUACAAGGACAUUCUGAAGUCCUCACUGAAGCGCCUGCAAAUCAACCCGACCAAUUGGGAAGAGCUCGCACACGAUCGACAAACCUGGAGGAGGGCAGUGAAGACAGGCGUUGCGAUCUACGAAGCCAACAGCAUCGCCGCCGCCAAAGCGAAACGCGAAGCCCGCAAAUCCCAACUUCGCCCAGUCCGCAACGCCGACGCACAACCGCUACCUACGUGUCCUCGGUGUCAACGGACAUUCCGGGCUCCAAUUGGGCUUGUCGGACAUCUUCGGAUCAACUGCGCCUCUCGGACUGCACCAACCAUCGUCCCCCGCCCACCUCUUCCUCGUCCUCUCCGCUGCGAACUAACUUUGACAAUUCUUCUGAACCACCACUUCCAUCCUCCUCCUCCUCCUCCUCCUCCUCCUCCUCCUCCUCCACUGCCCCAACGGCGGCCGCUCAGGCGGCCGUCUCGCACAUCACCAACCGCGACACAACAACAGACACCACUUCCACAUCUCCCGACUCCAGCAAUGAGGAUCAGGACUACACAUGCCCUCACUGCAACCGCACCUUCACCUCACACAUCGGCCUGGUCGGUCACUUGCGAAUCCAUCGCACAGAGACUGGCGAGCCAGUGCCUGGAGCACCAAACUACACCCACCCGCUCUCUGUUCACGCAGUUCGUCGCGUUGUGUGUGUUGUCUGUGGUGGCGGACUGGUGGGCUGGGCGGCGGGCUGA
Molecule: messenger RNA, 939 nt
Organism: Spirometra erinaceieuropaei
Lineage: Eukaryota; Metazoa; Platyhelminthes; Cestoda; Diphyllobothriidea; Diphyllobothriidae
Source: the annotation of a GenBank genome assembly